CACGCCAAAAGAUGGUGGCGAGAGAGUAUUUUGGUGUGUGCAUGCGCUGUGUUCCCUAAAAGGAGAGUCUUUGGGGACAGAGGGAUUUGGCAGUGGCUUUAGUUCUUCUCCGAUUACAGAAGCGCACGGCCCCCGCAGAAUCUCGCAGCCAAGAAGGAAGACAUGGCAAACGACAAGUACGAGGAGGCUAUCGCGGAGCUGUCAAAGCUACUCAGCGACAAGUGCGAGCUCCAAGGCGUCGCCGCCGCGAAGGUCAAGCAGAUAACGGCGGAUCUGGCGGCUGCCGGCGACGGUUUUGACCCGGUCGAGAGGAUCAAAUCCGGGUUCGCUCACUUCAAGAAAGAGAAAUUCGAGAAGAAUCCUGCUUUGUAUGGCGAGCUUGCAAAGGGACAGAGUCCCAAGUUCAUGGUAUUUGCAUGCUCGGACUCGAGGGUGUGCCCGUCGCACAUCCUCGACUUCCAACCAGGAGAAGCAUUCGUGGUGCGGAACAUUGCCAACAUGGUACCUCCAUACGACCAGACCAAAUACUCCGGAGUGGGGGCGGCCAUUGAAUAUGCGGUCCUGCAUCUGAAGGUGGAGAACAUUGUGGUGAUCGGACAUAGCUGCUGUGGAGGAAUCAAGGGCCUCAUGUCCAUCCCAGAUGAUGGAGCCACUUCUAGUGAUUUCAUCGAACAUUGGGUUAAGAUAUGCUCGCCCGCCAAGACCAAGGUGAAAUCGGAUCACAGCAGCUUGAGCUUCGCGGAGCAAUGCGCUCACUGUGAGAAGGAGGCAGUGAACUUGUCGUUAGGCAACCUACUGACCUAUCCGUUCGUGAGGGAGGCUGCAGUGAAGAAAACAAUUGCAGUGAAGGGAGCGCAUUAUGAUUUCGUCAAGGGAACAUUCGAGCUCUGGGAUCUCGACUUCAAACUCUCGCCCGCUCUCUCUGCAUGAGCAGAAGAAGAAGAAGAAAUGGAUCGGAUAGGUCUCUAUGUAUAAUCUUCAUAAAUCUUUAUCCGAAGCUCAUUUCUGUAAGUUUUCUCUUUGGCGUGGACGGUGCAGAUGUCCUCAAAUCGACGAUGAACACAUAUACAUGUAGAUGCAAAAUCGACCGCGGCUUUCUCUCUUUCCUGAACUAAUCACGGCUUAAAACGAUGAGCCAGGGGUAUUUCAUGAAUAGAGAGGAGUCGGUGUUCUUUACCAA
Messenger RNA from Rhodamnia argentea, 1180 nucleotides. RefSeq names its product carbonic anhydrase 2-like. The record is from RefSeq and is a predicted model, not a curated record. Gene Ontology annotation, biological process: carbon utilization. The coding region runs from base 163 to 930 and encodes 255 amino acids. Lineage: Eukaryota; Viridiplantae; Streptophyta; Magnoliopsida; Myrtales; Myrtaceae. The transcript has 9 exons. Gene Ontology annotation, molecular function: zinc ion binding; carbonate dehydratase activity.